This is a messenger RNA of Equus caballus (horse), 3426 nucleotides long. Lineage: Eukaryota; Metazoa; Chordata; Mammalia; Perissodactyla; Equidae. The record is from RefSeq and is a predicted model, not a curated record.
UGCCAAGUAUCUGACCCAGCCAGUGGAUGCGGCCAGGCAGCCCUAGAUUGACUCCAUUAAAAACUCCCGUAAGCCUUGCUGCGUCUGCCUCAGCAUGGCGGGAGGGAGGGACACCUUGGCUGUGGGUCUGUUCCCUCUCCUGUGAUUGCUGACCAGGAUCUCCCCGGGCUUGCCUUCCCUUCAGCCGCCCAGCGUGGUCUCACCAUCACCAUGCAGUAGACUCACUUGGGAGGCCUUUAGAAGUGCUGAUGCCAGGACCAAUUCAGUGGGAGCUUCUGGGGCUGGGAGGAGCAGCGUCCCAGUGAGAAGAGAGAAGGCUGCUCUGACAAAUCUGAACAUCUAGCUAUCUUCAGCCCUGCCGAGCUUGCGUGCGUUCUCCUAAACCUUGACAUCCCCCCACCCCCACCCAGGAUUCUCUGGAAAAUCAGUUGUAGGACCUUCGGCAGUGCUAUAUGGGACGCCGCCUCAGCAUGGCCUGAUGAGCGGAGCUAGGUCCACACCCAGGAUCUGAACCAGCAAAACCCUGGGCUGCAGAAGUGAAGCGCGUGAGCUUAACCACUCCGCCAUGGGCCAGGCCCCUCAAGGACCUGUUUUAAUGAAACAGGACUAGAUAUGACGAUUUCACACACGAUUUCAGACCAGAAAGGAAGACCAAUUCUUUGUUUUGGUCAUCGCUCUGUCUGAACUACUCUGUGAUGCGGAAGAGUGUUUGCAUUUGUUCUGCUGUGGGGAGAGGGAGGGAGCCCUGUCACCUCGCUGAGCUUGCUCCCUGCAGCGGCAGUCAGGAGGCUGGCCCAGGCCAGGGACAGGAGCUGUGUGAUGGAGGGAAGGCAGGUGCUGUGGGUGGGGUGGACAUGAGUGCGAGGCACCGGGCUGGGAUGGCAGUAGUGUUCAGAGGAGGGCACCGAGCAAGGGGCUGGGGUUUAGGGUGUAGGGUGGAUAUGGGCUUAGGGGAGGAUGAGCCUGGCUGGAGUAGCCUGUGAGGCAUCCAGAUGCCACGCUAAGCAGCACUGUGUAGGUGGGGGUUUCUGCCUCUGGAAAGACCCUCAGGCUGCAGUGUAGAGAGUGGCCAGCACAGCUCCAGAGCCAGUGGGGAGGCCAGGGCAGAGGCUGUUAUGUGGGCCUGAGCUGAGACGGGGGCUGCCAGGCUGGAGGACUCGCCAAGGGUGAGGCUUUCCUCUUGGGAGGUAGUCAGCGACAGAGGUCAAUGUCCGUGGACCGGGCCAUGUGAUGCAGACACCCCGAAUCUGGUCCACCCUCCCUGGGCUGUUGCCUGCUUCAGCACCCACCCGGUAGUCUGCCCCUGCUUCUCUCUCCUUCUCCAGCCUCUCCUCAAGGAAGUGGGGAUAGUGAAGCACGCUGGGGUAUGGCCGCUGGCCUGUCACCCAUGUGGGGACCUUGUAGCCUCAUCUCAGGGACUGCAUCAGCUUUGGUUUCUAGUGCAUGGAAGACUGGCCUUGGGGGUUGACUUGGCCAGCUUAGUGUCUGCAAAAUACUGUCCUACAGAGACUCGGCACGAGUGAGGAAGUCAAGAACACAGAGCAGGGACACAGGAACUCGGGGGAGGUUCCAUCGCGGCCGUAUCCCUCUUCGUUCUCUGCUCCCUGAUCAUGAGCACAGCAGCCCAAUGGACAAGGAUUUUCAAAUGUUAGAAAGGAUGGGAAAAGACUGAGUUCCCGGUCAGAGGGCAAAGACCUGGUACCCAGGCCCAGGCCAGGUACACAAAGGGAGAGCAGAUCUGAGCCCUUGCUGUCUGAAGUGGGAAACCUCAUGUCCUGCUACAGAUCCGUCAGAGCCCGGGAGACCUGGACCCACCCGGCUCAGCAUAGCAGCAGCGAUGGGGCAGAACGAGGAGGUGUGGAAGCAGGUGUUUCAGGAAUUAAUUCAGGAGGUGAAACCAUGGCACAAAUGGACCCUGAGACUAGAUGAGAGCCUUCUUCCCGGCAUUCAGAAGCGGGGGUGGACACAGUAUCAGCAGUGGGGCUUUGCCAGAUUCCAGUGCUCCUCGUGCUCCCGCACUUGGGCCUCUGCCCGAGUUCAGGUCCUUUUCCACAUGCACUGGAGUGAGGUGAAGUCCAGGGGCCGGGUGAAGAUGAGGGUCUUUGCCCAGAGAUGUCAGAAGUGCUCCCAGCCUCCGUUUGAGGUUCCUGAGUUCACGAAUGAGAACAUCUCAAGGAUCCUGAACAACCUGGUGGUCCGAAUUCUGAAGAAGUGCUAUGGAGAAGAAUUUAAGUUGACUGAAGAGAUUCCUAUGAUCCGAGAAAUCUCUCUUGAAGGGCCACAUGACAGUGACAACUGCGAGGCAUGUCUGCAGGGCUUCUGUGUUCAGCGGGGGUCAGGCAUGGCCGUGCAGUCGCCAGUGUAUCCACCACUUCUCACGAUAGGCUCACCUAUCUCCCUCAGCAUCACCACACACAAGCCUUCUCCCACAAGGAGUGGCCCCUCCGCGGAUGCAGCGAAGAAAGGAAAGGUAUUACCCAGCCCCUGGUUUUCUGCGCCCACCCCCUGGGUUUCUGCGCCCACACAGGCUGCGAGCUUCCCCACCUCCUGGAGCCCAGGAGCAAACCCCAACCGCCAGGAGAAGAGAGUCCAGGACUCCCUCUCAAGCGAGAUGUUCUAUCCCUACACAGCCCAGAGGCCUGCACACAGGGCCUUCGGCCUGUGCUGCUGUGUUCUCAUUCUAAUCAUCAUCAUCGUGACUGCUGUGACACUCAGGAUCUGAGCCUCGAAUGCAUGAUGCCAAGCUAAAAAGUCAGACAGACUAAGUCAUAUAUUGUGUGAUCCCAUUGAUAUGAAACAUUCAGAAUAGGUAAAUCCAGAGUUGGGAAGUAAACUGAUGGCUACCCAGGGGCUGGAGGGAGAGGGGAAUUAGGGAGCAACUAUGUAAUCUGUACAGGUUUUGCGGGGGGUGUGAUGAAAAUGUUUUGGCAUAAGAUAGAGGUGGUGGUUGCACAAUACUGUGACUGCCCUAAAUGCCAUUGAAUUGUUCGCUUUAAAAUGGUUAACCAUGUGAAUUACACCUCGAUUUAAAAAAACAGCGCUGUAAUUUCGUUCGUUCUCUAGAAAACUGAGAGUGAAGCGUUUAUGACUUACAGAACGAUUUGGAAAUCCUAUGAAACCUGUGGGCCCUCUCACCGGAAAAUGUUGCACAGACCCUCGGACGGCAGUCUGUGGAGGCAUUUGCAGUUGAAAGCAUUAGGCUGAAAACCCGGGUUCUAAAGCAGGGUUCUCCACAGCCGCUGAGGGACGAGGCAGACCGUCCACUGAGGUGAGAGAGGCAUCCUUAGAGCUCCGUUUAAUUUUUCUUCAUACUUUACUAUUUCUUGUUGCGUGUUUUGUAAUGUAUGCUAAUAUAUUAGUAGAAUGAUAUAAUGAUAUAAAUAAAUAAAUAUAUACCCACUUGGAGUGUGUGCUCAAUUUUCAUUG